AUGCCUCUCGUCGUUCCCGGUAUCACCACCAACUCCGCCAAGGGCGGUAAGUCUGAGUGGGAGAACAAGUUGAUGGGCAAGAAGAUCAGCGAUACAGGCAGCAACGAAAUUUCAUUUGCCAAGAAAGACCUUCCUGAGUCUCAUCGCGUGCUCAAGCCUGGGGACAUGAAGACUAUGGACCACAACCCUGAUAGACUUAACAUUCAUCUGGGCGAGGAUGACACUGUUCAGAACGUCACUUACGGCUAGAUUAAUCUAUGU
Molecule: messenger RNA, 261 nt
Organism: Penicillium pulvis
Lineage: Eukaryota; Fungi; Ascomycota; Eurotiomycetes; Eurotiales; Aspergillaceae
Exons: 3
Coding region: 1-249 (82 amino acids)
Source: RefSeq, a predicted model, not a curated record